AUGGAUAAGAGCACGGAGACUGAUGAUAUCUUUAUCGCCCAAGAGUUUUAUGGGACAAUUCGGUGAGUUCGGUGAGGGUCAACAAAAGGAAGGGGAAGAUGCAGAUCUAAUCGGAAUGCAAACAGCAACGUAUUGGUCGGGCGGUGACCCGGGGUGCCCUUUUUUGUGGGUAAUCUGAGUGCCUUUCCCUUAUUUGCACCAAAAAAGGCCAAGACGGCGAAAAAAGGAGGGACAGGUGGGGAUUGCGGUCUCGAGGUUGCAGCGGGAGAGGUAGUUUUGAGGUCAGUACCUUCUUUUCGCGGAAAAAAUAAUUGCAUAAAGGCAGUUCCGUUUCAAACCUUCUUUAUUAUAAGUCUUGUUGCGCAAACUUUUGAAAUGUGAUGUUAGGUAAUGGCGGUGAUUUAUAUCAUUUUAUAUCACCUAGUUGAACAUCUAGAGAUUCAAAGUUGCUACUUUAUUAUGUUUAAAAGCAUUCCGUGUCUAAUGUGUUCCAUAGAUUUGGAUCGUUGGGGGUCCUAGAACUUGGAAAAUUUAUGGCCUCAGGGGUUUUUCUUUCCUCAUGUGUUCGGAAUUAAUUGAAAAGGAUGAAUUAAUUAAGGAGUUCAUAAUUUUUUCAUCCAGAACCGUGUUCAUUCCAACGUGCCAACUUCAGAAUAGCGUCUCUUUUGAUGGAAUUACUCUCUUGAGGAUUCCGCCGACAAUUUUCUCCUUCCUUUUUUGGAUACUUUAUCAAAAUAGUUUUUGUUUUUAGUCGAAUGCCUCGUUACAACACGACUGAUACUAAAAAUGUCGACACAAAUGAGUUGGAUCCGUGUUUAGCAGCUAAAAUAAGACUGGCAGGAAAUGGAAAAUGCAGGUAAACGCAAAAUAAUUUAAUCCAAAACAAUUUGUUUCUUCUAGAUCAAGUACAACAUGGGUGCUGAUAACGUCCCUGAUCCUUUUGCUGACCUCCAUCUUCAUCCUGCUCUUUGUUUUGGUGACCUGGUUUCCUAAAGAGGUUGGUUUAAUCGUAAGAUUGCCUCAAGUUCGAGCUUUUUGUUGUGACUUGACGUUGUUUAGUAUCCCCGUUUGAGUUUGCCAGAGCCGACCCGUGUCCAACAUGACCGUAUUUUGACGCCCAUGAAGAUCCAUCGGGAUCCCGAUGAGGUCUUUGGCAGAGUAAUCCCCACAGAACCGGAUAAAUUGCUUGAGGCGUAUAAUGGCAAAGUGUGUUUAACGCGUUGUAUAAUAGGUUGUAAUGGUGGUUGUAGAUUUAUUGGAACCAAUAUCCAGAAACGAGAAGAUCUCCAAUACAAGGAGAGGUGGAAUUAAAAAGAGCGCAAGGAAAUCAGAGAAUCAACUCAGUCGCCGACGGGGAUGCUGUGUCAAGUCAUGGAGUAGCAGACUCAAAAAAUAAUCUUUUUGGAAAUACAACUGAGAUGACAGUCGUCGGCAAAACAAUGUCAUCUACAAUAAUAAACAAGGUCACAUCAACUAAGCCUCCGGCAAUUGAAGUGACGGAGAAUUCUUUCACAACGUCUGCAGCAAGCCCUGUGGUUUACAAGUCAUCAGUUUUGGAUAACAUGCCGGAUUCUGAAAUCUCUACCGUUUUUCGUUUGGAUCCCUAUCCAAAACAGCAAUUAAAUUUGGCUAAAUCUACGAUGUCACCCCCACUUGAGGUCAAACAAAUCUCCGAGAGUUCUGACAGCGAAGACAUGCUUGAGCCUUUUGUAAAUACAAACUUAUACGGACCAUAUCAGUUUAUCAAAACAGAUUAUGUCGGCGAGGUAUUUGAUAUUUGCUUAAUGUUCGCUUGGCUUUUUUUAUCCAUGGUUUAUCAGUCUGUCGGGAAAAUAACGGCGGAUCGUCGCGCCUCGGAAUCGCCCAUCAUCGCUUUGCGACUGCAAGCCGCGGCUUGGGAUUUGGUGCGCGAUAGCGGCGAGGUGAGACAUUUUGCUGCGACAAUCCGCCGUUAUUUUCCCGACAGACUGAUAUCAUAGAGAAUUAUCGAAACAAAUGUGAACUUCUUACAGACAUGCUCGGAUUACUUGGAGGCUGGAAAUACCGAAUCUGGGGUGUAUAAACUCAAAUUAAAUGGGGUCGGAGAGUUUUACGCUUUAUGUAUAAUGGAAAAUAAUGAGGCUUGGAUGGUACUACAACAACGUCAAGAUGGACAAGAAGUGUUUUACAAUAAGACUUUCGAAGAUUACUCGCUCGGAUUUGGGGAUCAAGCCUCGGAUCAUUGGCUCGGAUUGGAGAAAGUGAGAGCAUUGCUGAAUAACUAUAAAGUGGAGAUGAGAAUGGAGGCGAGGGGGGACAGAUGUGAUCGGAAAAAGGGCUCGCUUUAUCUAGUGGGGCGUUACAACUUCAGCGUAAGCACUUUUUACUCGUUUUGGACAUCUCAAUAACUUGUCCUAUUCUAGAUCUCAACAAGGAAAGAGGGUUACAGACUAGGAAUCUACAGAAUUCUGUCAGGCAAUUUCACCGAUCCCUAUUCAGAUAUCAGCAAUUCGAAUGGGGCCGAAUUCGCCACGAUUGACAAGAACCCGAAUUCUAUGAAUUGCGCUGAACUCAGGAAAUUGGGGUCAGUUUUAUUAGAUUAAUUUGAAUAUUCAUAAUUUAUCAUAACUUCAGCGCCUGGUGGCAUCCUCCAAGUUGCUCGUUUAUUACCCUAAAUGGUGCCUACAAUGUCAACAAAUGCCACAGUUGGUCUGGAAUGCAGAUCUAUGCGCGGGAACGGUCUCGUCAAGGCUCCCAUUACAAACAAUCACAUCAUCGACCGCGAUUUACAAGAUUAGCGUUGAAAGUAACGGGAAAAGUGUAG
Bursaphelenchus xylophilus (pine wood nematode) is the source of this 2803-nucleotide messenger RNA. NCBI's taxonomy places the organism in Eukaryota, Metazoa, Nematoda, Chromadorea, Rhabditida, Aphelenchoididae. The record is from the annotation of a GenBank genome assembly.